UCUGAGCAUUUCUCUCAGAGGAUCUGCAGAAUAAUGGAGUCACAUCAUGCAGCAGGUCUCGGUGUUUUCAGCAGAGCUUUCAGACUGGAGCUCAUUUAAACCAGGGAUCUGUAAUUUACUGUGAAGUUUUCUCUUCUUUUUUUUAAUUCACAGCACAAGGACUUCUUUCAUACGUUUUUCUGCGUCAUGUCUUUUUAUGUCGUCUGACUUUUUCCGUGUUUUGAUGUUUAUAUGAGGGGGAUUAACAGGCCCACCAUGGUUUUUCCAGCAUAAAUCAACAGUAUCUGGCUACGUUUUAGUGCAGACUGCUUUCUGUUUACAUAUAACGGGGAAUGAGAGGACCUCAUUGGGUGUGUUUUUUAAAGCUGUAACUAGAUUUUCUGAAAGCGGGUAUAUGGGCCGGUUUUUGCUCCACAGAUGGGGGGUUCGGAGGUGAAAGCACGGGAGCCGCGCUGCUUCAGAUAAAGUGAGCAGCUCAGGUUUUUGUUUGGAGGAUUUGCGACAUGGGCUGAGCUCCUGUGAUGACUCUUUUCUCCUAAAAGCUGUAGAAUUAUCCGAGGAUGGACGACGGAAAAUGGAGACUGCUAAAAUGAAUGUGUCGGUUAAUUAAUUGUAAUUAAAUAUCUUCACUUUUACACGCAGAAAGUGCGCACGCACCGGACAAACCCGGAGCUUUUGAGCGCACCGGAUUGGAAUUCAGGUGUCAGCCAAACUUCCAAUCACUAAAUGUGAGGUUGUUAGAGUGGAGCUUGGUUGUAGUGUGAUGUCAUUUGGCGUGUGGAAGCAGUUGUACGGAUCCGCGUGUUGUUGUUUUUUAAUUCAACAACUUCAGUGUAGACUCUAAAGAAUAAAUGGCAAUUCGUUUUUAUGUGUCUGGCGCGUGUAUGAACGACGUUAUAGAAUAACCGUAGCAGAAUAAGUGUGAAGUCAGCAGAUGUGUUUUUUCUUUCCACAGAAAGUGGUUUUGACCAAAAUAGCCUGUUAGAAUUGGAUAUUGUUUGUGCUUUAUUUUUAUUCCAAUAGUUUUGGAGACAUUGGUUUAACCCUCAGUUUUAUGUUUUAAACCACUUUACGCACAUAUUUCUUCAUUCUUGGUUUUUGAGACUCCGCUUUAGUGACACUCUCCCACACUGACCGCAACCGUUUCAGCUGGAUUUUCUCCACGGCCGUUCAGAGAAUCUCUGUCCCUCCGUCUCCUCCCCGGACAAUGUGGCUGCUCCGCCUCUCGCUGCUGCUGCUCCUGCUCCGGUUCUCCGGUGUGUUGCUGGUGGAGGGGUUCAACACGUGCCACUCCAUCAACCUGGACGCGCAGAAGUCCCGGCGCAUCGAGGCGGUCCGCGGACAGAUCCUGAGUAAGCUCCGCAUCCGCAGCCCGCCGGAGAAGGACGAGGCCCCGCCGCCUGGCUCGGUGCCCCCGGAGGUCAUGCUGCUCUACAACAGCACGCGGGAGUUGCUGAAGGAGCGCGCGCGUCUGGCCGAGUCCGCGUGCGAGCGCGAAAGCAGCGAAGAGGACUAUUAUGCAAAAGAGGUGCAAAGGAUUGACAUGCUGCCCCCCCGCACCGACACAAAUGCCGUACAGCCAGCAGCUCCCAACCCCCAUUACAGAGUCGUCCACUUCGACGUCAGUGGAGUGGACCUGACCAACAGCACCCUGGUCAAGGCUGAGUUCAGGAUCUUCAGAGCUCCCAACCCGCAGGCCCGGGCCUCAGAGCAGAGAGUGGAGAUCUAUCAGCUGCUGAAGCCAGAUAAAGAGAGUACCUCCACUCAGCGUUAUAUUGACUCCCGCACUGUUCAGCCGAAGGCAAAGGGAGCUUGGAUCUCUGUGGAUGUCACCGAAACCAUUAAGGACUGGAUAUCAGAUCCAGAGAACAAUCUUGGCUUGAAGUUGGGCGUCCACUGUCCCUGCUGCACUUUUGUCCCGUCCACUAACAACAUCGUUCCCAACAAGAGUGAGGAGCUGGAAGCUCUCUUUGCAGGUGUGGAUGAUGAGCAGCUUCGUCAGAUCAGAAAGCCCGGUCAGGUUAAAGGCCAGGCAGAUUUCAGCACUAAGACGCCGCACCUCAUCCUCACCGUGCUGCCCAGUGACCGAGUGGACAACCCGGUCAAGAAGAACCGCAAGAAGAGGGCGGCCGCCACAGACACCACAACCUGCUCCCGCGGUUCAGACCAGGGCUGCUGCCUGCGCUCGCUCUACAUCGACUUCAGGCGGGACCUCAACUGGAAGUGGAUCCAUGAGCCCAAAGGUUACAAAGCCAACUUCUGUGCCGGCAGCUGUCCUUACCUCUGGAGUGCCAACAACCACUAUAACUUGAUUCUGCCCCUGUACAACAAGCUGAACCCUGAGGCCUCGGCCUCGCCCUGCUGCGUUCCUCAGGACCUGGAGCCCCUCACCAUUAUGUACUUCAUAGGCCGCACACCACGCGUUGAGCAACUCUCCAAUAUGGUCGUCAAAUCCUGCAAGUGCCGCUGAGUUCAGAGGAAGAGGCAUGAAAACUUGUUCAUUCUCUGGACCUUUCCGUUUGAUAUAGGAAACUGUAAAUAUGACAACAUAACUGUAUUAAACCUGUACUUGGAUAUUAAAGGGGUGUUGUGUGAUUUGGC
Messenger RNA from Perca flavescens (yellow perch), 2601 nucleotides. It is a transcript of the gene tgfb5, whose product is annotated as transforming growth factor, beta 5. Lineage: Eukaryota; Metazoa; Chordata; Actinopteri; Perciformes; Percidae. Gene Ontology annotation, biological process: transforming growth factor beta receptor signaling pathway; regulation of cell population proliferation. Gene Ontology annotation, molecular function: cytokine activity; growth factor activity; transforming growth factor beta receptor binding. Gene Ontology annotation, cellular component: extracellular region. Bases 1208 to 2470 code for a protein of 420 amino acids. The record is from RefSeq and is a predicted model, not a curated record. The transcript has 8 exons.